AUGGAAAAGUCAGACUCUGUCCACUCCGGAUCAAGCUAUGAUCACGAUACAGCCGUACUUGAAAAGCUCGGCUACAAGCAGUCGUUAGAUCGAUCGCUUUCGGCAUUUGGCACGUUUGGAGUCACCUUCUCGUGCCUCUCAGUCCUUGCUGGUCUCACCCCUCUCUACGGUGAUGCCCUGCAAUCUGGAGGACCCGUCGCCGUCAUCUGGGGAUGGCUGGUGGUGAGCGUGUUCACGCUGAUGGUGGGCUUGUCUUUGGCCGAGAUCUGUUCGGCGUACCCGACAACAGGAGGACUGUACUUUUGGACGAUCAAGAUCUUGGAGGGUCGAGUGAUCAAUGGAGUCCGGGUCGGGUCACCCGAUUGGGUCCCACUUGCCUCGUGGGUCGUCGUGGCGAUUGCGAGCACAGAUCUGGCGAUGGCCCAGUUCUUGGCCUCGUUGGUCACCAUGCUGACCGACUAUACGCCCAGCACCUAUGUCAUCUUUGCGAUCUACCUCGGGAUCAUUAUCUUGCAUGGAAUCGUCAAUUCUUUGGCUGUGCGACUUAACGGCAUCUUCAACAUCAUCUCCGUAUGGUGGCAUGUAUUGGGAACAGCUUUGAUUGUCGUAGUCGUCAUCGUAUACUCACCCACGAAACAACCCGCAGAAUUUGUCUUCACACACUGGGAAAACAACACCGGCUGGACCUCUGGCUUCUACGUCUUUAUGCUCGGACUCCUCCAAUCCCAAUACACAAUGUCCGGCUACGACUCUGCAGCCCACAUGUCGGAGGAAACUAAAAACGCGCAGGAGGGAGGACCAUGGGGAAUCAUCCGGGCUAUUGUCGUCGCCUUUGUCGUUGGAUGGAUUUUCUUGAUCGCCAUGACCUUCUGUAUUCAGGAUUUCCAGUCGCAAAUCGUCAGCCCUGCGGUGGGCAUCUCGCUGAGUCAGAUGUUCUUGGAUGGCCCAGGAAAGACAUGGGCAAUUGUCCUCAUCCUCAUCAUCCUCUGUGCACAAUUCUUCUGCGGCUCCGCGUUAACCCUUGCAUCCUCCAGAAUGGUUUAUGCCUUUGCCCGCGAUGGCGCUUUGCCACUCUCUCGCCACUUGCACAAACUCGACAAACACAAAUCCCCCGUUGCAGCAGUAUGGUUCAACAUCGCCUUCUGCUUCUUCCUCGGCCUCCCCUAUAUCUGGUCCGAAACCGCCUACAGCGCAAUCGUCUCUGUCAAUACCAUCGCCUCGUCCAUCUCCUAUUUAAUCCCAAUCCUCUGUCGAAUCCUUCUGGCCAGAGAAUCCUUCCAACCUGGCCCCUUCUCCCUUGGUCGCUACUCCAUCCCCAUCGGCGUCAUCUCAACCUUUUGGAUUAUAGUCACUUCGGCGCUUUUCUUGUGCCCGACAGAGUUCCCGGUGACGGCCGAGAAUGUGAACUAUGCGGCGGUCCCGUUUGUGUUGGUGAUUGGGUUGUGUGUGUUGUAUUAUGCGAUCUGGGGACGGCAUUGGUUUAAACCGGGUGGGACGAGGGUUUUGGAUGAGGAUGAGGAUAUGAAGGUUGCUGAUGGUGGUGCUGCAGCGGCCGGUGGUGGUGGGGAUAAGAUGGAGUUGGAUCUCGACCUGGACCAGAAGGCUUAA
Molecule: messenger RNA, 1608 nt
Organism: Linnemannia hyalina
Lineage: Eukaryota; Fungi; Mortierellomycota; Mortierellomycetes; Mortierellales; Mortierellaceae
Source: the annotation of a GenBank genome assembly